This is a messenger RNA of Fraxinus pennsylvanica, 825 nucleotides long. NCBI's taxonomy places the organism in Eukaryota, Viridiplantae, Streptophyta, Magnoliopsida, Lamiales, Oleaceae. The record is from the annotation of a GenBank genome assembly.
AUGGGAACUUUACAAGUUGAGACUCAUCCCACCACCACUGCCGCCAUCGCCAACCACUACGACUCGAAAGAGCAUGGACUCAGCAGUGGUGAAGACGAUGACGAGUCACCUAUUGAAGAAGUUCGGCUAACCGUAUCCAACUCUGAUGACCCUAGCCUACCCGUAUGGACAUUCCGAAUGUGGUUCUUGGGCCUAUUGUCAUGUGGGCUACUAUCAUUUCUCAAUCAAUUCUUCUCCUACUGCACUGAGCCACUUGUCAUCACACAGAUAACUGUUCAAGUUUCCACUCUCCCCAUUGGCCACUUCUUGGCUGCAACACUGCCUACCACCAAGUUCCGGAUUCCGGGGUUCGGAGCCAGAUUGUUUUCUCUGAACCCGGGUCCGUUUAACUUGAAGGAGCAUGUACUUAUAUGUAUAUUUGCUAAUGCUGGAAGUGCUUUUGGUAAUGGCUCGGCUUAUGCCAUCGGAAUUGUUACCAUUAUUAAGGCUUUUUAUCGUCGGAAAAUAUCGUUCUUGGCCGGUUGGUUGCUUAUCAUCACCACUCAGGUGUUGGGAUAUGGUUGGGCAGGGCUGUUGAGAAAAUAUGUAGUUGAGCCGGCUCACAUGUGGUGGCCCAGUACUCUUGUUCAGGUCUCACUUUUUCGAUAUACAUACAUAGCUUCAGAGAAACAAAUGGUCUUUACGUAUAGUUUCCCUUAUUGCUUCUUGUUGGAACCACGAAGUCGGCCUCUGCCCUUCUUGGCAGUUGGCGAGGCCGGUCCGCCCAGAGGUGGUUGCAACUGUGGCUGCGAAGGAGUUGCGACAGAUGCUGGAGUUGCCAUCUAG